Messenger RNA from Colletotrichum abscissum, 1605 nucleotides. Its product is annotated as major facilitator superfamily transporter. The record is from RefSeq and is a predicted model, not a curated record. NCBI's taxonomy places the organism in Eukaryota, Fungi, Ascomycota, Sordariomycetes, Glomerellales, Glomerellaceae. Gene Ontology annotation, biological process: transmembrane transport. Gene Ontology annotation, cellular component: plasma membrane. The transcript is spliced from 7 exons. Gene Ontology annotation, molecular function: transmembrane transporter activity. The coding region runs from base 1 to 1605 and encodes 534 amino acids.
AUGGACGUCCCAGCAGUGACAAUGGCUCAACAUACACCCCUUCCUCCGGGAACAGUUCACUUGCUCAAUUAUGAGGACGCUACAGAGUCCCCAAUAUUUGUUCUAUCCCCAACUCCAUCGUCAGACCCGAACGACCCACUGAACUGGAGCAAAUGGAGAAAGUAUCUUAACUACAGUCUUGCCAUGGGCGUCACCGUGGCCGCUUUCACCAACCUCUCGAUCCAAACCGUCUUCUGGCAACAGAUGACCGUUGAUCUCGAUGUGUCUAUCAACCAACUCAGCAACGCGCAGUCCGCUCAGCUUGCAGGACUUGCCACAGGCUGCAUUUUCUUCAUUCCGUUCACAAUCAAGUAUGGUCGUCGCUUAACGUACUUAGUUUCCACAGCGAUUCUUGCUGCAGCAGCGUGGUGGACAUCUUCUAUGCAUUCAUACGCAGAACUUAUUGCCACAGCUGUAAUCACGGGACUAGCUGGCGCUAUAAACGAGACCGCGGUGCAAAUGACUAUUGCCGAUAUUUUCUUCGUUCACCAGCGAGGUUCUGCCAACGGUCUCUAUUUUACUGCCGUAAUGGCAGGAAGCUUUUUGACGCCUUUGGCUGCCGGCUCCCAAGCCGUGACUCAGGGAUGGCGCUGGUCAUACUACGCCCUCUCUAUCUCUCUGACAGUUCUCUUCUUCAUGUUUGUUUUCUUGUAUGAAGAGACCAAAUAUAUUCCCAUAAGCCUCGGCGAAAGCGACCUUACAGACGACAACUCACCGAUUGGCGGGAAUGAUAUGGCAAAAGUCAGAAGCCUUGAUAAAGGCGGUCUGGAGCUGAACUACAUGCGGUCCAAUCCCGCUACGAAUGUCCCACUGAAUUCUUACCGAGAACGCAUGCGAUUAUUGACACCAACCUCGGAAUCCUUACUGCGAGUUUUCAUCUUGCCACUUCAUGUCAUUACUCUUCCACACGUCAUGUUCACUGCUCUUCAGUUUGCAUCCGGUGUUUGCUGGCUAGUACUGUUCAUGUCGGUUGUAUCCGUCGUCUUUUCUGCGCCCCCCUACAAUUUCAAUACUGCAGCAAUCGGAUAUAUGAACCUCGGACCUUUUGUUGGAAACAUUUUCGGCAGUAUUUACGGCGGACCUUUAGCAGACUGGACUGUUUUGCGCUUGGCUAAGAGGAAUGGGGGCGUUUUCGAGCCGGAAAUGCGACUGUAUCCCUUAUUUCUACCCGUGAUCACGAUGGCUGGUGGUAUUGUCAUGUUUGGAGUCACCGCGGAUCGAGGAAUGCAUUGGAUCUUCCCUAGCAUCGGCGGCGCACUAUUCGCAUUUGGCCUUGGUGCAAAUGGAGACAUCACCUUUACAUUUGUUAUUGAUACUUAUCGAGAGCUGACUGCCGAAGCCUUUGUUGGUGUCGCGUUUGUCCGUAAUGCUGUCAGCGUAGGUGUCCCUUCGGCGCUUGUGCCCUGGAUGUCAAACAUGGGCCUUACCAAUAUGUACAUUCUGAGUGGGGUUAUCUCUCUUCUCAUCGGUCUUUUGUAUGUUCCUAUGAUCAUCUGGGGCAAGCGCAUUCGCACCAUUCUGGCUCCCCGAUACUUGCGACUUGUGGAGAGGCGCAUGCAGAUUUAG